Molecule: messenger RNA, 864 nt
Organism: Peronospora matthiolae
Lineage: Eukaryota; Oomycota; Peronosporomycetes; Peronosporales; Peronosporaceae
Source: the annotation of a GenBank genome assembly
AUGCGAUGCGCGAGCAAGGCCGCCGAGAGCGCGUCCGCACGUCUCUGUGCGGACGCCGAAGCAGAAACCACAGCAACUGAUGUCUCAUCGGUUGCUAUAGCGACUCAGCCUGUGUCACUUGGUGAUGCAGGCUCUGGUCAUGAAGACACUCAUGUCUUCACAGAGUAUGAGCUCGGUGUCUCAUACUCUCCUGAUACGGAAGACGGAUCCGUAUCGACGGCGAUCGAAUUCAAGCCGCCUGCCAAGCGUGGUAUCGAUGAUGCUAUGCGUCGCAGCAUCUUUGGUUCAUCUGAUGAAUCAGAUGAACCAUCGCCGAAGCGAAGGCGCUCGAGGUCGCGAGACUCGGGCGCUAACAGUGGUGUCGGUUCUCCUAUGGACACCACUUCACAGCGAGGUGCCAGUACUUCUGUCGGCACAUCGCAGGAAGAGCGGGACCGCAAUGUCUUGCGUCUCGCUCCUGAGAAGAAGGCAUGGAUGCCUUCCAAAUCUGUCAUGGAUCACUUGUCGGCGACGACGAGUGAUCGUUAUCGAACACGAUUGUUCGAUUCGUCAAGGAUCCAUCACCUUGACCCCAGCGCGAAAAACUAUCGCGCUGAGAACGAUUUCUUCAUCGAUGCUUUCUUUAGACAUCGAUGGUACAGUGGGAAUCACAAACGUGAUGGUCCCUCACUACUUCAGGCGUGGAACGCUUACAUCCAUAACCUUGAGGAUGAGGUCGUGACGUUUGGAACGACAAACUUAUCAAAGCUCGUGAUAAGUUUGAAAAGCGAACCCCUACAGGUGCACGCUACAAGCUGCAUCGUCUGUCUAGGGAGAAAGGAUUACCCGGCCUCUCAUGGGGAUACUCGUGCUCAUGUUGUGUGA